Messenger RNA from Cucumis sativus (cucumber), 1341 nucleotides. RefSeq lists its product as uncharacterized. Lineage: Eukaryota; Viridiplantae; Streptophyta; Magnoliopsida; Cucurbitales; Cucurbitaceae. The coding region runs from base 1 to 1341 and encodes 446 amino acids. The record is from RefSeq and is a predicted model, not a curated record. The transcript has 4 exons.
AUGGCACAACGACAGCUUGCUCCGCAGACCCAGAUAGCUUAUGUUCAGGCACCGACUGCAGGUGUUCAGAUCCCAGCUAUAGGAGUUCAGACCCCAGUUGUAGCCCAACACUUACUAGACAUGCAUUCAGCCGAAGCCAACCACCUGAGGGACUUCAGAAAGUAUAACCCUCGAACUUUCUAUGGAUCUUUAGCAGACCCCACCAAGGCACAGAUGUGGUUGAGUUUGGUGGAGACCAUCUUUCGUUAUAUGAAGUGCCCCAAUGACCAGAAGGUUCAAUGCACUGUGUACUUACUGAUUGACUGGGGCAGAGGAUUGUGGGAGUCCAUAGAGAGGAUGUUGGGUGGAGAUAUAAGUAAGAUCACCUGGGAGCAGUUCAAGGAGAUCUUUUAUGCCAAAAUCUUCUCUGCCACAGUGAGAGAAGCCAAGUGUCAUGACUUUUUAAAACUGGAGCAAGGCAACAUGACAGUGGAAGAGUAUGAUCAGGAGUUCGACGCGUUAUCCCGGUUUGCACCCGAUUUAAUGAGAACCGAGGUUGAGAGAGUUGACAAGUUCGUUAAAGGUAUCAAGUUAGAGAUCCAGGGUUUCAUUUGCGUCCUUAGACCAACCACCCAGGUUGAUGCGCUGCGCAUGGCAGUAGACCUGAGUUUGCAUGAGAGGACGAUGUUGGCUAAGGCUGUAGAAAAGGGGCCAACUUCGAGACAAAAACAGAAGAAUGAGCAGCAGCCUAUAGCAACACCACAGAGGAAUUUGAGAUCAGGUGGUUUGUUCCAACGGCACCAACAACAAGCUGCUCAGGCAGCCCAAACCUUGAAGGGGAGAGUUUUUGCCACUGAUAGGCAGGAGGCCGAGAGAGAUGGCACAGUGGUGACAGAUUGUUCCCAAAAGGAGGUAGUUUUUAACCCUCCCAAGGCAACUAGUUUUAAGUAUAAGGGGGCAGGAACUGUGGUUCUACCCAAAGUUAUCUCAGUCAUGAAGGCUAGUAAGUUGUUUGACCAGGAGGAGCUUCCAGGACUUCUGCCUUGCAGAGAGGUUGAUUUCACCAUAGAGCUCGAACCAGUUACUAGUCCCAUAUCAAGAGCCCCAUACAGAAUGGCGCCAGCGGAAUUGAAGGAGCUGAAGGUCCAGUUGCAGGAACUACUGGACAAGGGUUUUAUUCGACCUAGUGUGUCACCUUGGGGAGCACCAGUGUUGUUUAUGAAGAAGAAACUCGUUACUACACUGGUCCUUAUGGUGCCAGAUGGAUGUGGUAAUUAUGUGAUAUACAGCGAUGCCUCUAAGAAAGGACUGGGUUGCGUUUUGAUGCAGCAAGGUAGGGUGGUUGCUUAUGCUUCUCGUUAG